AUGGAAAAGCUUAAAUCGCCCAAAUCGGCCAACUCGCAGAUCAAUGGGCAGAAUACAGCCUAUACUACGCCGCCGAAUAGUGGUCUCCAAGCCUGGCUGCAGGUGGCAGGCUCGUUCUUCCUCUUCUUCAACUCAUGGGGAACGGUCAACACAUACGGUGCCUUCCAAGCCUACUAUGAACUCGGCCUGCUUAAGGACCAGUCCAACUCAGACAUCUCCUGGAUUGGUGCAAUCCAAGCUUUUCUCCUCCUCCUGAUCGGAGUCAUUACUGGUCCUCUCUACGACUCGGGUCACUUUUACGUUCUCAUUCUCACCGGCUCCGCCCUCAUCAUUGUCGGAUUCAUGAUGCUCAGCGUCUGCACCUCAUACUGGCAAGUCCUCCUCGCUCAAGCGUUCUGUAUCGGACUCGGGAAUGGAUGUCUCUACAUCCCGUCUGUGGCCAUAAUUCCACAAUACUUCUCCUCGCGGCGUCCAAUUGCCACAGCCCUGGCCGCGUCGGGGAGCAACCUCGGAGGUGUCCUCUAUCCUAUAAUCUUCCGUCAACUCCAGCCUCGCAUCGGCUUCGGUUGGGCCACACGAACCAUCGGCUUUAUAGCUCUCGGAACGACUGCUUUUUCCAUGUGCGUCAUGCGCGUGCGCCAAACCCCCAGGCACAGACGCGUCUUGACCGAAUUCUCCGCCUUCAAACAGAUUCCAUACACCUUAUUCUGUGUGGCCAUGUUCUUCGGUUACAUUGGCUUCUUCAACCCUAUCUUCUACAUCGAAGCUUACGCCAUCCAAAAGCAUGCUGUAGGCGAGCCCCUCGCUUUCUACCUUGUCGCAAUCCUCAACGCUGCAUCCGUUCCGGGGAGAAUCGUUCCGGGGUUACUAGCCCCGAGACUCGGCCCGUUGAACAUACUGCUGGGAAGUGCUAUCAUCAGUGGCGCGUUGUCGCUAUGCUGGAUUGCUAUCACGGACUCUGGCGGCUUAAUUGCAUUCGCAGUCCUCUAUGGAUUUUUCUCCGGGGCUUUCGUUGCACUUCCCGCUGUGGCUUUGACCUCCCUCACUCCGAACCUUGAUACCUUGGGAACGAGAAUGGGUAUGUGUUCGGUGUUGUGUGGGUUGGGGUCCCUAUGUGGUUCACCUGUUGCAGGUGCCAUUCUGGAUAAUACGGGGUCGUAUCUGGGUGUGCAGCUAUAUUCAGGGGUUAGUAUUGGACCUACGGGUGUGCUGCUGCUUUUUACAGGAAUGUCGAGAAAGGACUGA
Aspergillus piperis CBS 112811 is the source of this 1245-nucleotide messenger RNA. Its product is annotated as MCT family MFS transporter. The record is from RefSeq and is a predicted model, not a curated record. Gene Ontology annotation, cellular component: fungal-type vacuole membrane. Lineage: Eukaryota; Fungi; Ascomycota; Eurotiomycetes; Eurotiales; Aspergillaceae. The coding region runs from base 1 to 1245 and encodes 414 amino acids. Gene Ontology annotation, biological process: transmembrane transport. Gene Ontology annotation, molecular function: transmembrane transporter activity. The transcript has 2 exons.